ACGAGAUUCGUCGGCAGGAGAUCGAGAAAAUGCAAUGCAAUCGGUCCCAUAUUGAGCAUAGCAAAAUAGCUUCCUGCUAGAAUUCGAACGAAUAAAAUGACCCAUAGAGCUUGUUGACGGCAGGGAACUACACAGUUCUUAUAUGCGUACAUCGAGUGUUGCGGUCUCGAGUCGCUGAGGAGAAGGAGGCGCGAAUGGAGAAGGGGAAUGUAACAGAAGACAUGUUGACUAUCAAUAUACGGUAUGUUCGACAUGACUUCCCCGUUAUAUCGAUGGGUUUCCCCGCUACAGCGGCACUUCGAGGAAACCCAGGCAUCAAACCAAGAAAGGACCUUGAGGGCGGGAGUGGUGGUACGAUGCUAUUGGAGUAGAGGACUGAUCAUCAACUCUAUUGACGAAUCUAUGACUGUUAUCGCUGCUCUCCAUGCAGACAAAUCUCGGCGGCGCAGGUUCCAGAGCUGUAUAUCUUCAAUAGAGUGAAUGUCAAUUUCUCGAUCCCGCAUUCCAGCCAACAAUCUAUGGAUCAAAGUCGGCUUGAUCGGCCAUGAAUGGCUUAAAAGCGCGGCAUCGUACAGCCUGGAAUUUCAUGUUUAUGAUGCCAUGUGUGUUGCAGGGAGGAAAUUAUGCGACCACAUUUGCAUCUCGAAAAUGAAGCAAAUCGACACAACUUUGUUCCCUCUCUAUAAAUUGUCCCUCUCUGUGCGGCGCUCAUCGACAGCAUAAAAGGGAAGGCCUACCCAGAGUCCUUUUCUCCUCGUCCCAAGUGUCAUUCUAAUAGGUCUACAUCAAUAGGAGUGAUCCACAGCAACAUUUUCACAAUGGUCAAACUUCUCAUCGUUAGCCUUCUUGCACUCUGUGCUUCUGCUGUUCCCCAGCAGGAAGACCCUGGCAACCGAAUCUGUGCGCAAUGGUGUGCCGAUAAUUUUGAAAAUCCUGGAAGGAUCUGCACUGCUCCAGCUGCCCGGGGCAGGGGCCCUUGCCAUAUCUGUGGUCCUUUCGGGCAAUCAGAGUCCCAGAAGCUAUGUGACGAACAGUGUCGUGAUACUGAUACUGAUCCACAACACUGUGGAGAAUGUGACACUCCAUGCCCUCAGGGACAAUCCUGUGUGGGUGGAAUGUGCCAACCAGCCUGUCCUGCUGGUCAGAGUCGAUGCCCUUCUGGCUGCAAAGAUCUCAAUACUGAUGAACAAAACUGUGGAGCGUGUGGCACUGUGUGUUCUCAGGGUCAAUCCUGUGUGGGCGGAAUGUGCCAACCAGCCUGUCCUGCUGGUCAGAGUCGAUGCCCUUCUGGCUGCAAAGAUCUCAAUACUGAUGAACAAAACUGUGGAGCGUGUGGCACUGUGUGUGCUCAGGGAUCCUGUGUGGGUGGAGUGUGCCAACCACCCUGUCCUCCUGGUCAGAGUCCAUGCUCUACUGGCUGCAAAAAUCUCAAUUCUGAUCCACAAAACUGUGGAAUAUGUGGCCAUGCAUGCCCUCAGGGACAAUCCUGUGUGGGUGGAAUGUGCCAAGCAGCCUGUCCUCCUGGUCAGACUCGAUGCCCUUCUGGCUGCAAAGAUCUCAAUUCUGAUCCGCAAAACUGUGGAGCAUGUGGGCAUGUGUGUACCCACGGAGUAUGCAGGGCAGGACGGUGCAGCCGCAAACAUUGCCCAGGCUCAAAAUUGUCACUGCUUCAUAUACUUAGGCUAAGUGAUGGUGGAGAGUGUGACACAUCAUGUGAAGGUGACAACUGUAUUUGAAGGAUACUUUGAGACCAUUACAGGGAACCUGCAGUGGUUUUUUCGGUUGUUUGUGUUUCCUAUGCACUGUUGUAUUUGCUUCACCUUGCUUCUUUUUCUCUGAAAAAGACUCGCUGGCCAAGCAGCAACGAGUCAAUUAAAUGUGCUGGCCAAUUUUUUUUGCUUAAAUCAGUUAUUAAUUAAAUGUCUCAAUUCUUGCAGCCCAUUGUGUAUCUUCACCGUCGUUAAAUCUUGGGGCAUUAGUGAUAUGAGUGGGGUUCAGAUAGCCGGAAUCAGCACCUCAAAAGCUUCGUGCAAUGAGUGUUGAAGCGGGGAUACUUAGCAGCCCAGGUAAAAUGAGAAAGGUUGGUGGGAAUGGAAUCGACGCGCCUAUUGAGCUUAUUGAUGGGAUUGCGAGGAAGAGCACUAAACAGGCCCAACCCGGCAAUCAUGUCGCAAGGGAUCAAAAAGGAAGGCCUGGUAGCUUUUACACAGAAAAAAAGAAAAAGCCGCUACGGGCAAGGAGGAGAUCUCUCUCGAAGAAAUAGAUAAAAGCAGCCUAGCUAGGGACUAAGAACAAUGAGGGGAUAGAGAAGAGAAGAACGAUAAAAGAAUAUCUUCAUCGCUUUGUACUUCGAAGAUUGUUCCCCUUCGAGUGUGCCUGUAGACUUCCAUUCCUAUGCACAUUUCCUUCUGACCUCCGAAACCCGUGCUAAAUCUCCUUACUAGAUAAAUAAACCAGCAGCCCAAUGAUCUCUUAUAGCAAUCCUUCAACAUCACAAUCGACCGCUUCAAACCUUCCAUAGAAUGCUAAAUCGCGGGAUGUUUUGAAAGCAGCUGCCCCUGCGAUCACCUGGGAGGGCGUCUAAACUUCCAGGAACUGGAAAAGUUCUCAAAUCAGGCUACAAGGCUGAGACACCCGUGAUAUCCACAGAUCAAGAGAUAUUGCGAGGAUCAGGUGAAGCCGCUUACACGAGAGGAGAUUGGCGUAUUGUUGGGUGGGUGCAUGGCCGUGGGAGUAUUGGUGAAUCGGAGGCGUACAGUGGCCGCGAAACAUCCUUGAAGUGGCCUUCCGUUCACUGCUCGAGCCUGAAAUUAAGUAAAACAUGUUAACGCAUUCGGUCUCCUUUACUUGCCGGCUUCGAGUCGGGAAGGGAUGAGUUUGGCAAAUUGGCUCGUCAAUUGUCCACCUUAGCCAAGGUAGGUAGCCGAGAGGACCGGAGGCAUGGGUGAUCUUCUGGAACAUUGACAGCUAAGGUUUAGUUAACUAUGCCACAAAAUGCGCAGAGGCGAGGUAUUGUUGCAGGGGUCGAACUUCCUAGGAGUAAUUAGCCAAGCCGCUAGAUCUCGGCCCGACCGCAAAUCUA
This is a messenger RNA of Coccidioides posadasii C735 delta SOWgp, 3082 nucleotides long. NCBI's taxonomy places the organism in Eukaryota, Fungi, Ascomycota, Eurotiomycetes, Onygenales, Onygenaceae. The record is from RefSeq and is a predicted model, not a curated record.